Effrenium voratum is the source of this 903-nucleotide messenger RNA. The record is from the annotation of a GenBank genome assembly. NCBI's taxonomy places the organism in Eukaryota, Dinophyceae, Suessiales, Symbiodiniaceae.
AUACCCGAUUGGACCACGUCAGAACCCCGCCGGCCACGUGUUUUUUGCUUCGAUGCUUUUGGGUCCCCUUCCGCAAUGGCUGAAUACGACCUGGUUCCGUACGAACCUGUAGCGGACGACAGAAUUUGCCGCGCCGAUGAAGAUGGGAAUAUCUACGGUGCCUCGGGCUCCUUCCUGGCGUCCUACGCCAGCCGGCGCCGGCUGGUGAACACCUUCCAGGGCUCGGUGCCCCUGUCCCCUGGGGAGUCCUUCAAGCUGAAGGUGCUGGAGGUUGGAACGUUCGGGGAGAUUGCGAUCGGGCUUUCCGGCCCGAGGGGCCAGGCGACGGAUCAGAAUGUGGACGUGGACAUGGUGGGGUGGCUCAAAGGUGAAGUCGGGUUCCACGGAGACCACGGACGCUGCUAUGUGAACGGCCACGACGCCAAGCGCAGGUCCAGCGCAUGGCUGGUGGGCCAUGUGGUGGAGUGCGGCCUCACCACCAGCGCCAAUGUGUACUUCAAGCACACGGGCGGCACCGCGGCAACGCUGGAGAUGCCAGGUCGCUGGCAAAUCUCCCAUGCCUACCCGACGGUGACUAUACGAUCGUCGGGGGCAAAGGUGGACCUGGAUUUGGAAGGUGUGGAGCAGAAGCCAUUGAAAGACUUGCUGCCCCACAGCGGCCCCGAGUGGGGCGACGGCGCAGCCAGGUCAAAGACUUCGGCCUUGAACUUGUUGACAUCCUUCAAGAGGAUCGUCAUCUCAGAGGAGGUGUGCCAGGAAGGCCCUGGCGUGCCCAUCUUGGAACGACUCUUUGGGCAUUGGUGCGCCUGUGAGGAGAUCGAGGUCGGCGAGGCCGCGCCGCGAAUCCAGGCGUAGGCUCGCGGAACAGGGCCGCAGGGGCCGCCGUUUUGGCACCGUGCGGAA